Molecule: messenger RNA, 831 nt
Organism: Lactuca sativa (garden lettuce)
Lineage: Eukaryota; Viridiplantae; Streptophyta; Magnoliopsida; Asterales; Asteraceae
Source: RefSeq, a predicted model, not a curated record
AUGGAUGAAUUUGAUCCGGCCCAUCCGUACAACGAUGAUAACGACCAAGAUGAUUUGUUCGUGAAUAUGAUGUGCCAGUAUUAUACAGGUAGCCUAGUACAGCCAGAUCCAGCUCCAUUACUCAUGCGACGUGCAGCGUUAAAUAGAGAUCGCGAGGAAGGGCAUAGACGACUAGUUAACGAUUACUUUGCGAAAAAUUGUGUCUACCAACCAAGCGAUUUCAAAAGAAGAUUUCGUUUGCGAAAAACUGUUUUUGAAAGGAUCGCCAACGCUAUGGAAGCAAGGUAUGAAUUUUUCCAAAUGAAAUAUGAUGCUAGAGACAAACAAGGCUUCACAGGGUUGCAAAAAUGUGUUGCUGCAAUUAAACUUAUGGCAAUGGGGGAGUCGCCCGAUUCUAUUGACGAUUACAUGAGAAUGUCUGAGAAGACCGCACGAAAAAGUUUGUAUUUAUUGGCGUUUCGACACCCAAUAGAUCCAAGGGACAAAUAUUUCAAGAGACGACAAGAAGGAGCACGUAAGGACGUUGAACGUGCUUUUGGGGUUUUGAAAUCAAAAUGGCACAUUGUUGAACAUGCGGCGAGACCUUAUGAGUUAGAUACUCUACGAUAUAUCAUGUAUGCAUGUAUCGUAAUGCAUAACAUGGUUGUCGAAGAUAAAGGACGCAAUAUUGCAACGUAUUCUCCUACGGAACCAAGACAUGUGCAAUUUCAACCAGGGACAUCAGAAUAUUUACAUAGAGUGGUUGAUAUUCAAGAUCAGCGAAAACACAAGCAACUCCGUGAAGACUUGGCGGAUUACAUCUAUGUUGGUCACGAAGAUGAAGAUGAAUAG